Messenger RNA from Amphiprion ocellaris (clown anemonefish), 4058 nucleotides. It is a transcript of the gene ccn5, whose product is annotated as cellular communication network factor 5. Gene Ontology annotation, cellular component: extracellular region; extracellular matrix. The record is from RefSeq and is a predicted model, not a curated record. The coding region runs from base 226 to 1284 and encodes 352 amino acids. The transcript has 5 exons. Gene Ontology annotation, molecular function: integrin binding; heparin binding. Gene Ontology annotation, biological process: cell adhesion; signal transduction. Lineage: Eukaryota; Metazoa; Chordata; Actinopteri; Pomacentridae.
UGUGUUUGGAAGUGGAAAUGGGCAGCAGGGAGGAGGAAUGUGAAACAUUUCUGAUGCCGGUCCAGUGGCUGUUUACACGGUAGUCAGCCUGUGACAUCAGAGUCCAGACUUUAUAAAUGUCAGCAGGCGCAAGAAUGAGCAGUUAGCAAACAGCUGCACUGGUCGCACCACACCGUCACACAGGUCAGUGAGACAGACGGAGCUCCAUCAGCAACACGAGCCCUCAUGGACCGACUACUAUGUGACUGUGUGAUUGCUUUGGCUGUACUGCUUUGUGUGGCAACACAGGUGCUGUGUCAGCUGUGUGACAGACCCUGCCUCUGCCCUAGUCCUGCCCCUCAGUGCCCCCCAGGAGUCCCACUGGUGCAGGAUGGCUGCCGAUGUUGCCAGGUUUGUGCCAGGCAGCAGGGUGAGCCCUGCACCGAGAUGUUCCCCUGCGACAGCCAGAGAGGACUGCAGUGUGACUACAGCGCCAGCUUCCCCGGAGACCCUGGGGAGUGUGUCGGUCGGGAGGAUCUGGGCUGUGAAGUCAACGGCAUCACUUACCAAGAAGGCCAGUCGUUCCAGCCCUCGUGUGACACCUACUGCCACUGCAGAGGUGGAGGGGUGAGCUGUGUGCCAGCCUGUCCCAUGAAUGUACGUCUUCCCACUCCAGACUGUCCCAACCCACAGCACAUCCGGCUGCCAGGGAAGUGCUGCAGGGAGUGGGUGUGUGAAAACCUUGAUAACACGGUCAUUCAGGAUGCCAUUACAGCCAUGAGACCAGACCGGUUGUGGCCAUCCCUGCCAAGGGAUCACCCUUUGAACAGGCAGGCCUCACCCACCUCCACCUGUGUGGAGCAGAGCACCAAAUGGAGCGCCUGUUCCCAGAGCUGUGGGGCUGGAGUCUCCACACGCGUUUCCAACCAGAAUCCUGCCUGCAAGCUGCAAAUGGAAACUCGACUUUGCAAAGUGCGGCCCUGCCAUGCUGUUCAGCCUGCACCCAGGAGACCCACGUGGGGACAGCAGGGACGCUGCAAGGCGAGCUACACCUCACCAGGGCCCAUCCGACUCGUUCACCAGGGCUGCUACAGCACUCGGGCCUACAAACUCCGGUACUGCGGACAUUGCAGCGACUCUCGGUGCUGCACGCCGUACCAGACCACCACUGCUGAGGUGACCUUCCGCUGCCCCAGUGGCAGACUGCUGCAGCGAGCCGUGAUGAUGAUUCACUCAUGCGUCUGUCACAGCAACUGCCCCUACGCACCGUACACUAACCCCGCCCUGUGGGGACUCAGGCCCUGAUCAGCACGGGCUCACUGAGGACAGAAAGACGUCAGUGACUGAUUCAGUGAGAGAAACCUCAAGGAUCCUCCAGUGGAUCAGCAAAGGAUGGACCUUGAAAGAAAAAAUGACCAAAACUGUGACUGUCGGCAUGAACGUUGAUCUUCACACAUAGACAAACUCAGUCUGCACUUCUUCACAACUCCUAUAUAGUUCUGCACCUUAUAAAGCAUCAAUCUGCAAGUUUUAGAUUUUAUUCAAACAUCUAUAUUAUUUGGCAAAUCAAGCAAGCAGACUUUUUUCAAUAUACAGCUCACUUUACUACAAAGGUUAAAAAGUGCUUUAAAGGAAAAUAGCUGAAACAAAGGGGAUAUUCAGACAGGUGACAAAUUAAAGGAAAAAAAACACAGAAAGUGUCUUCAUGAAAGUGUUGGAUCACUAUGUGCAGCCCAAAUAUCUCCCACAGGUGUUUCUUUAGGUUGAGAUCUGGAGACUGUGACGGUCACAGCAUACGAUUCAUAUGACUUUCCUUAAACCUUACGGUGACCCCUCUGUGCCCUGUGGAUGGGGGCUUUGUCAUCCUGGAAGAGACCACUCCCAUCAGGAUGGAAAUGUUCCAUCAGAGCAUAAAUACAUUUGUAAUUCCCUCAAGGAUGACAAGGGUGCCCAAACCCUGCCAGCAAAAUGCCAUUCACAGCAUCACAGAUCCACCAGAUCCCCUCACUGUCGGGGUUAGAGGUUCAGCUUUUUCCUUUAAUUUGUCUGGAACUGUAUAACCCACAAGUUAUGGGGGAAAAAAGUGGGUAUUGAUAUUAUUGUUAAAGGUGUGCACUGAUUUGGUUUCUUAACAAACUUGCUCCCUCCACAUUUCAGAUAGAACAACUCCUUUAAGUACAAAGAUUCCUGAGCAUGCAAUGCUGUCAAAAGUGACAUUUUAAAAUCACUCUGAGGCAUCAGAGCAAUUCAUGCAGAGUUCACUGCAAAAAGCUGAACUGGUCAUAUGGAGCUGGCAGUUUGGAUUGGGAUGAGAAGGAAUUGGUUUUUUUUAUUGUUUUGGGAUUGCACAGUGGCUUGGAGGUUAGCACUUUCACCUUGCAGCUAGAAGAUCCCCAGUUUGCGUCCCGGCCUUCCUGGGAUGUUUCUGCAUGGACUCUGCAUGUUCUCCCUGUGCAUGUCUGGGUUCUGUCCACAGUCCAAAAACAUCCUGAGGUUAACUGGGAACUCUAAAUUGUCCGUAGAUGUGAAUGCAAGUGUGAUUAUUUGUAUAUGUAGCCCUGCGAUAGACAUGACCUGUCCAGGGUGUCCCCUGCCUUCGCCCCAAGUCAGCUGGGAUAGACUCCAUCCCCUCUAUGACCCUAAUGAGGAUUAAGUGGUAUAUAGAUAAUAGAUGGAUGUAUGUGGACUUAAAUAUGAGCAUUUCUGCACAACUCUGUCUGGACCAAUAACAACAAGACAGUUUUCAUCUGUCCACCUAAACUGUAAAUUGAGAACACUUGACCUAAGUGGUCAUUAAGAGAUUUGAAGAUUUAUCUACGUUGCUGAGUGGCAAUCUGUGCCCAUAUUUGUUGAUAUAGUUGUUUCCCACUGAAUGACACCGACCUUUGUGUUGACAGAUUUUGUUUUCUGACGUGAGCAAUGCAGCUUUUAACUUGUACAGUUUUGUUUUAGUGUAUGUAGUCGGAUGACAUUGCACUUAUUUCCUCACUUUGUGUUUUGUUGUAAAUAUUUCUGGACAGAAGUCUCUUAUGUAUAGUGAAAAUAUUUGAAUAUUUUUUGUGUGUCCUGCAUUUUUACUCCCAGAGAAUUGUGCAUUUGUGAUUGAUAUAUAUUUUUUUCACACUGUAUUACUCACAGAUGAAAAAGAUAUUUUGUACACAUGUACUUUUUCCAACAUUUCCCCACAGCACUGAUGACUAAUUGUUCACACUAAACAUCUUGCUAUGAUGAACUGCUAAAAACCUGUUUGAUGUCUACUUUACAGUUCUUCAUUUCUGCAGAUACUAUGCCUCUAUGGGGUUUUCCACUCAGACCACAUGACUUUUCACAUCCUGACAUCUAGUGGACUGAAUAAUCUGUUGAAGAACCUGAGGCCUCGCAGUGGCUUCAUAACCUCAGUAAUACGGUGGUUAGUAUUGUUACCUCACAGCAAAAGUUCUGAGUUAACACGUGCUGCGGCUUUACGUGUUUAUUUUGCACGUUUUCUUUGGGCCUUCAUGAGUGCUCCCAUUUACUCCCAUAAUCCAUAGACAUGCAUGGUAGGUUAAUUAGUGAUUCUACAUUGUCUGUAUGUGUGAAUGUGGAAAUUUGUCCAGCGUGUAGCCUCCUUCUCCCCCCAGUGCUGUCACCCCCUACAGGAUAAAACAGGUACAGCUGAUGGAUGAGCACAAUGUUAGACUUUGAAAACUUGGGAUAUUUGUUGUGAACUCAGCAACAGCAAUCCACUGUUGUUAGAUACUUGAUGAAACACUCAUUGCAGUAUGAUAGUUGACCAUAAAAAAGUUUAAAAAUUUUUCCAUACUGCUAAAUUAUUUUAAUGACUGUGUGGAUGAGAAGUGACACACGAUAGGAGCAGAAGUUGUGUUGUUAGUCUCUAGAAAAACACCUUAUAUUUGUUGUCUCUUAAGUUUCUUAUUUGUGUGCCUACAUCUUUAAUUUUCCUCUUCAGGUACAAUGUAAAUUAAUUCUUUAUAACUCAAUGUAUCUUAAGUCAAAUGAAGGUUAAACUUGAUUUCCUGUAAAAUUGCAGGUGCAGAAAAUCAAACGCAGCAUGUAGAAUUAAAACAGGAAGUCAUUAA